AGUGGCGUGGAGUCGAGUCAGGCCAAGUGUCGAGUCCAUAAAAGCAACGGCAGGCGACGGAAGUCGCAGAUUUCUGUGCGAUGCUGCUGCCGGAGCUGCUGCUACUCGGCUUGGCCGUCUCCCUGGCGGACAGCUACGACCGAAGCGUCAACUACUGGGAGGCCUUUGCGCCGGGCAAGCUGCUCCAGCGCCUGGACGCUCUCACCGUCACGGAUGUGGACCAAUCGAAGGUGGUAAAGCUGCCGCAGCUGAUGCAGCCCAUCCUGCCAGCCAACAACCAAGCGCAGGCCAAGGUGGACGAGGACGUGGACCUGGAUGUCGAGACGGAUGCAGAGGCGGCGGCCGUAGACGAUGUGGACAGCCUCAGUGCGGAGACCAGCCACGAGGGAUACUCCGGCGAGGACAACUACGAGCGCAACUACGAGCAGUUCGUCAAGGAGUACUUCGAUCGGGCUGCCGGCGACGAUGACCACGACGACGGCGAAGGCCUGGAGGAGGAGGAGGAGGAGGAGACCCAGGCGGAGGCCACCAAUGUCAGGGAUCAGCGCUGCCGGCAGGUCAAGCGGAAGGAUGGCCAGCUGUGCGAGAUCUGUCGCCAGUUGAAGAACAACGAGGUGUCCGAAACGUGCAGCUACUCGCACGACGACCAGCCGCAGCAGUACGCCUAUGGCAGCGGCAGCCAGUACAAGCGUUACCGCGACGAUCCCGCACAGAAGACGGACCAGGAGCAGGCCGAGCCGGUGGCCCCCAGCAGCCUGUGCGUGCGCCGCCAGCAGAAGAACAGCGUCUGCUACGAGUGCAAGGACAGCAAGGGCCAGAAGAUCGAACGCUGCUACGAUGUGCAGGCCCGCAAGGCCAAGACCCGAAAGACAAAGGCCUCCUCCAGCCGUCAUCCGUCCAGCUCCGCCCACAAACGUAAGCCGCGCUCCCAGCAGUCGCAGCAGUCGGAGCAGGAGCAGCGCAUCUACAAGCGCACCAUUAGCUACAGCUAUGCCCAGGGCACGGAUCAGCAGGGCCAGGGGCAGGAGCAGCCGCCCGGCGGGAGAACGGAGCUGCCAGUGCCCCGCCAGCGGCGCCGGCGGCUGGUGAAGAUUACGCGUCGGCGCGGACCGGCUAAAGUGCAAUAAUAAUCGUGUUUUCCUUCGCAUGACUCAAUGUAUAACCCACUCAUUAGCUUAGAUUGAUUACCACACGUUUUUUUUUGUUACAAUAAACCAUUCUGUAAGAACA
Molecule: messenger RNA, 1230 nt
Organism: Drosophila mauritiana
Lineage: Eukaryota; Metazoa; Arthropoda; Insecta; Diptera; Drosophilidae
Product: probable serine/threonine-protein kinase fhkB
Exons: 1
Coding region: 81-1127 (348 amino acids)
Source: RefSeq, a predicted model, not a curated record